This is a messenger RNA of Aureobasidium vineae, 1629 nucleotides long. The record is from the annotation of a GenBank genome assembly. Lineage: Eukaryota; Fungi; Ascomycota; Dothideomycetes; Dothideales; Saccotheciaceae.
AUGGUGAAACAAUUCGGAAAUGUCAACCUCAUCGCUGCUAUUGCAGUCAUCGGCGGUGGACUCUUCGGAUUCGACAUCUCGUCGAUGAGUGCCAUCAUCGCUACUCAGCCAUACAAGUGUUUCUUCAACCAGCAAGGACUGAAUGCUGCCGGCCAGUGCAUUGGUCCCAAGGCCGACGUUCAAGGUGGAAUCACUGCCUCCAUGGCCGGUGGUUCAUGGCUCGCUGCCCUUUGCUCUGGCUACCUCUCUGAUCGUCUUGGUCGCAAGAUCGCCAUUCAAACCGGAGCCGUCAUCUGGGUCAUCGGGUGCAUUAUCGUCUGCGCUUCUCAGAACAUCGCUAUGCUCAUCGUCGGUCGUAUAAUUAACGGCUUCUGUGUUGGCAUCUGCUCUGCUCAAGUCCCUGUCUACAUCUCUGAGAUCGCUCCACCAAGCAAGAGAGGAAAGCUCGUCGGCGCUCAACAAUGGGCAAUUACCUGGGGCAUCAUGAUCAUGUUUUACAUUUCUUACGGAUGCUCCUUCAUCACUGGCAAUGGUGCUUUCCGCGCUCCCUGGGCGCUUCAGAUGAUUCCCGCCAUUUUGCUCUUCUUCGGCAUGAUCUUCCUACCCGAGUCUCCUCGCUGGCUUGCGUCAAAGGACCGCUGGGAGGAAACUCGCGCAGUCCUUGCUCUCACUCAUGGUCACGGCGAUCCGGACAGCCCCUUCGUUGUUCACGAGUUCAACGAGAUCAAGGAAUGGAUCAGAAUUGAGUCCGAAGCUAAGAACGCCUCUUACCUUGAGCUCUUCCGUCCUCGUAUGCUCAACAGAACCAUCAUCGGCAUAUUCAUGCAAAUCUGGUCCCAGCUCACCGGCAUGAACGUCAUCACUCCUGGCUAUAGGAUGUACUAUAUCACCUAUGUAUUCCAGAUGGCAGGCCUGUCAGGAAACAACCUUCUCGUCUCCUCAUCCAUCCAGUAUAUCAUCAAUGUCGUCAUGACUGUUCCUGGACUUCUUCUGGUCGACCGCGUGGGCCGUCGUCCUCUACUUCUGAUUGGAGCAGCCUUUAUGGCUCUGUGGUUGUUUGCCAAUGCCGGCAUACUCGGUGCAUACGGUACUUACCCUGGUCCCGGAGGUGUUGGAGGCAACACGCCUGAGGCGUCCACCGAAGUCACAGGCGCGGCUUCCAAGGCCGUCAUUGCUUGCUCAUACCUCUUCGUUGCGUCCUAUGCACCUACUUGGGGUCCUGUCUCCUGGAUCUAUCCUUCAGAAAUCUUCCCCAACCGCGUCAGAGGAAAGGCAACAGCUCUCGCAACCUCUUCGAACUGGGCAUUCAAUUUCGCUUUGGGCUACUUCGUCCCACCCGCCUUCAUCAACAUCAGAUGGCACACCUACAUCGUGUUUGGUGUCUUCUGCGUCGCUAUGUGGCUUCACGUCUUCUUCUGCUUUCCCGAAACCGCAGGCAAACCGCUUGAGGAGGUCACCGCUAUGUUCGAGGACCCCAACGGCAUCCGCUACAUUGGAACACCUGCCUGGAAGACCCGCGCAUCCACCUCAACCACAUCUCGCCUGGAGAGAGGAGAGGAUCUUGAGAAGAAACUCAGCGAAGAGGAGAAGCCUGAGACGCACGAAGUUGCUCCCAAGCAGACUGCCUAA